GAUGAGAAAAAUCAAAUGAUGAUCACUAAUGUCUGGGUGAAACAAGAGUGGAAUGACUACAAGCUCUGCUGGAAUCCUAAGGAAUACGAGAAUGUCACCUCCAUGCACAUCCCAUCCCAGCUAAUCUGGAGACCAGAUAUAGUUCUUUACAACAAUGCAGAUGGUGAUUUCUCCGUGACCCACCUGACCAAGGCCCACCUGUUCCACGAUGGGCGCAUCAAAUGGGUUCCCCCAGCCAUCUACAAGUCCUCCUGCAGCAUCGACGUCACCUUCUUCCCUUUCGACCAGCAGAACUGCACCAUGAAGUUUGGCUCGUGGACCUACGACCGCACCAAGAUCGACCUAAUCAGCAUGGCGGGCAACGUGGACCAGAUGGACUACUGGGAAAGCGGCGAGUGGGUGCUGGUGGACGCCGUGGGCAACUACAACAUCAAGAAGUACGAGUGCUGCCACGAGGUCUACUCUGACAUCACCUAUUCCUUCAUCAUCCGGAGGCUACCUCUGUUCUACACUAUUAAUCUGAUAAUACCCUGUCUGCUCAUCUCCUGCCUGACUGUCCUGGUGUUCUAUCUGCCCUCCCAGUGUGGAGAGAAGAUCACCCUGUGUAUCUCUGUGUUGCUGUCUCUCACCGUCUUCCUCUUGCUUAUUACCGAGAUCAUCCCGUCUACCUCGCUGGUCAUCUCGCUCAUCGGGGAGUACCUCCUCUUCACCAUGAUCUUCGUCACCCUGUCUAUCAGCAUCACCAUCUUCGUGCUCAACGUGCACCACCGCUCGCAGCGCACGGACACCAUGCCCCGCUGGGUGCGCCGUGUCUUCCUGGAUGUCGUCCCUGGCUUCCUGUUCAUCCGGCGGCCCGCCGUGGUCAAGGACAACAGCAAGAAGCUGGCGGAGGCCAUGCCAAAGAGGGCCACGCUAUUGGGUGGGCUGGAGGCCAGCUUUCCUCCCACUUCCCCCCUGGAGGUCCAGGAGAUCCUGGCCCGCUCCCCUUCUCUUUCCCUGGGCCGACCCAUGGAGGGUUCCCUGCCCCCCAAGCUUCCCCAGCAACAGCAGCAGCCCCUGGACAGGUCCCCCAGCCAGUACUCCAUCCUCCUGGAGGAGCCGACCGCCUCGUCGCAGCCAGGCUGCUCUCCCUCUCCCCCGUUCCUCCACCCUCUCUACCUGCCCAGGGACAAGCACCACGCGGCCUGGCCCAAGAUGCGCUCCCUCAGCUUACAGUACGGCCUGGGGGAGAGGGAGCGCCCCCAGACCAGCGUCCGCUGUCGCUCGCGCAGCAUCCAGUACUGCUCCCUGCAUGAGGAGGCCUCCUCCAUGGGUAACGGCAUGCAGCGGCCUCUCUCUCAGCACCCGUCCCUGAUGGAGGAGAGGAAGCAGAGCUGCUCAGCUGUCUGCAAGUAUCACGCAGGCCUGUCCGAGGCAGCCAAAGCCAUGACCAAGGACCAGCGGCUCCUCGCCUUAUCCCCGUCCAUGAAGAUGGCCAUGGAAGGUGUGCAGUACAUCGCAGAUCACCUCCGUUCGGAGGAUAUCGACUUCUCUGUGAAGCAGGAGUGGAAGUACGUGGCUAUGGUCAUAGACCGGAUCUUUCUGUGGCUGUUCAUCUUGGUGUGUAUCCUGGGGACCCUGGGACUCUUCCUCCCUCCCUGGCUGGCUGGAAUGAUAGACCUAUCUGUCUGACACAAAACACUGCUGAAGCCAUUGACCCUAUACACACUCAAGUUGUACAACUGAUGAACAACUAAUUUUACACACAACUUUUUUCUGCACAAAACCGUUUUUCUGGACACUGCACAAUGGUUGUGUAAACACUUGUGUGCAGAAAAUAUCAGUUGUAUCACAACCAUUGUGUCAAAUGCAUUGUAUAUCAGUUGUAUCACAACCAUUGUGUCAAAUGCAUUGUAUAUGGUCCUGUGUAGCUCAGUUGGUAGAGCAUGGCGCUUGCAACGCC
Molecule: messenger RNA, 1942 nt
Organism: Coregonus clupeaformis (lake whitefish)
Lineage: Eukaryota; Metazoa; Chordata; Actinopteri; Salmoniformes; Salmonidae
Product: neuronal acetylcholine receptor subunit alpha-4-like
Exons: 4
Coding region: 16-1671 (551 amino acids)
Biological process (GO): monoatomic ion transmembrane transport; signal transduction; chemical synaptic transmission
Cellular component (GO): postsynaptic membrane; synapse; neuron projection
Molecular function (GO): transmembrane signaling receptor activity; acetylcholine-gated monoatomic cation-selective channel activity
Source: RefSeq, a predicted model, not a curated record